Molecule: messenger RNA, 720 nt
Organism: Suillus fuscotomentosus
Lineage: Eukaryota; Fungi; Basidiomycota; Agaricomycetes; Boletales; Suillaceae
Exons: 4
Coding region: 1-720 (239 amino acids)
Source: RefSeq, a predicted model, not a curated record
AUGUCCAGCCUUGAACAAGUGAUCUCUCUGUUGAGCAACCUCCAAACGCAGAUGCAAGUCGCCCAAUCAGACUUGCAACGGGAUAUCAACUCCUUGCACCAGGAUAUCGCCAUCCUAGGGAAAGAUGUAACUUCCCUACGUUGUGAUCUGGACCAGAAAACCAACUCCUUGCACCAGGAUAUCGCCAUUCUGGGGCAAGAUGUGGGGCGAGAUGUAUCGUCCAUACAGCAGGAUGUGAAGGCCUUGCAGGAGAAUGUAGCUUCCUUGCCGCCACAUGAUCCAACCCUGAAGCAGGCUAUGGUCCAUAACCUCGACAAAUUGUCCCAUCAAUUUGGUGGCCUUGUAGUGGACUUCCAAAGGCUAGCGGAUUCGAUCCAUUCAAACUUUGACUCAUGGGCCAGGGUGGCUCACUCCCGUGUCAUUGACAAGGUCUUAGAGAUACAGCGUCCUCGUCUCAAGGCCAUAGAAAAUCAACUGCACAAGAACUUGUGCACCUGCCUCCAUGACAACUCUCCCACUUCAAUUCCCGAAGCAACAGCACAGCAUUCCUCCAGACCCGGUCUCUGCAUCCUUACAUCAGACGAGGCAGAGUCUGAAGAUGCCAGUUCAAAUGCCAGUUCAACUUCAAGCGAAGGCACUAAUUCCCCUCUAUCCAUUGAAACUGCCAGCAGCGGUGGUUAUGGGACUUUUGGGUCGCAUGGAGCAUGCCAUGAGUUGUAA